CGUCCAGUCACGACGGGACCACAUUUUCCGAAGAGCUUUUAUGGGCGCCUUGAGCAGCUCGUGCUACGUCGGCCGCGCAGACGUCGCGCCCAUGUACCUGCACCCGAAGCGCCGCCUCCAGUCAUUCAAUGGCGCGGCGCGGCGAACAUGGGAGAGCGCCCAAGGCUGCUGCGUGGUGCAAUGGAAGCGCGACACCCAUGCCGAUCCCGCAGGCGACUGUGACGAACUCUACAGCGAUGGUAUGCUGCCCGCCAUCCGCAUCAUCCGAAAGCUCCCCACGUGCUCGUGCAUCUUGUCGACGGGCCUUCCGCGCAAGAUCAUCCAUCAAGCUAGCCUUAUACGCACGUCGUCGUCCAAAUCCCAUGUGGCUGUGGCCAAGCGCAGCCGCAAUGUGGUGCGCUGGGACUAGGCUGACGACCGUAUUUAUGCCGCAUUGUUCGUCGCGCAGUCCAGUGAUAAUGUUUGAUGUGCGUCUUGUGUAAUGCUCACGUGACGACGU
This is a messenger RNA of Saprolegnia diclina VS20, 499 nucleotides long. RefSeq lists its product as hypothetical. The record is from RefSeq and is a predicted model, not a curated record. The coding region runs from base 41 to 409 and encodes 122 amino acids. NCBI's taxonomy places the organism in Eukaryota, Oomycota, Saprolegniomycetes, Saprolegniales, Saprolegniaceae. The transcript has 3 exons.